Messenger RNA from Fibroporia radiculosa, 918 nucleotides. RefSeq lists its product as uncharacterized. NCBI's taxonomy places the organism in Eukaryota, Fungi, Basidiomycota, Agaricomycetes, Polyporales, Fibroporiaceae. Gene Ontology annotation, biological process: tRNA wobble uridine modification. Bases 1 to 918 code for a protein of 305 amino acids. Gene Ontology annotation, cellular component: nucleus; cytoplasm. The transcript is spliced from 5 exons. The record is from RefSeq and is a predicted model, not a curated record. Gene Ontology annotation, molecular function: tRNA binding.
AUGCCGACUGCUGUGACCCCCGUCAUUGUCUCAGACAAUCCGCAAAUAUAUGAGGAUGCUCAUGUCCACGCCAUCUACGAGGAAAUUGCUCCCCAUUUUUCCUCUACUCGAUAUAAGCCUUGGCCCGUCAUCGCGCAAUUUCUUUCUUCUUUACCGACUGGAUGGAUAGGACUCGACUCAGGCACUGGCAAUGGCAAAUACCUACCCUUGCCUCUGGAACGUCCGGGAAGUGUGUGGACCAUCGGCCUUGACAGGAGUAGGAAUUUACUAGGGAUCGCCCGAAAUGCAGGUGGAGGAGAGGCAAGUAGGGAGGUGGUGUGGGGUGAUGUUCUUGGUCUGCCCUGGAGGCGCGGAGCAUUCGACUACGCCAUCUCGAUUGCGACGAUACAUCAUUUGUCAACCCAUGCACGACGAAAGGUGGCGGUCCAGCGCAUCAUUGAGAGCAUCUCACCAGUGCAUGGCCGUGCCCUGAUUUAUGUCUGGGCCAUAGAGCAAGACGAGCUUUCCAAACGAAGCAUUCCGUCUGAACAAUCCGACGAACUUAACGGUCAAUCCAAAGGUCAGGACGUGUUUGUCCCAUGGGUACUUUCCCAAAUGUCCUCGAAACCGAAGCCAUCGGCGAAGUCAUCGAGAACGAGGAGCAAUGGAUCCGGUAGUACAUAUCAGGAAGAAGAAGCGGUCUCACCUUCGCCAGAAGAUAAUACAACUGGGACCUCAGAGAAGCCGGCGGUGUUUAACCGUUACUAUCAUAUGUUUGCACAGGCGAACGAGCUCGGGCUAGUCAUUGGUAGCCCUCACGAACUGAGGGUCGAGUCGCCUGAUAGCAAACACAUCCGAAACAUGACGGGCAUCGAUAUUGUGCAGGACGGUUGGGAGAGGUCGAAUUACUACGUAGAAAUCCGAUGUUGGCGAAAAUAG